Molecule: messenger RNA, 1293 nt
Organism: Trypanosoma theileri
Lineage: Eukaryota; Euglenozoa; Kinetoplastea; Trypanosomatida; Trypanosomatidae
Exons: 1
Coding region: 1-1293 (430 amino acids)
Biological process (GO): polyprenol catabolic process; dolichol-linked oligosaccharide biosynthetic process
Cellular component (GO): endoplasmic reticulum
Molecular function (GO): 3-oxo-5-alpha-steroid 4-dehydrogenase activity
Source: RefSeq, a predicted model, not a curated record
AUGUCUCUUACAGUAUAUGCUUUCUUUGCAUUGUUGACCUGUGUUUAUUGGUUGGCGUCUCUCUUCGUUCUUCUUCUACGAAUUGGCGAUCCCCACUUUCGUAGUAUGGCACAAUACGGUGGACGCCAAACAUCGUCAUCAUCAACAUCAUUAGCAGUAUCAUCAUCAGGAAAGCAAUUAACAAGUAAUAUCGUUAAGGAAGAAAAUAAAUUUUCUUAUUUUAUGAAUUAUAUUAAAAAUACAUGGAUACUACGGAGGAUUCGUGAAAAUGUUACUACCAUUCUUAUAUGGUUAGAAGGUUCAUUUUUGGGUCAAAUGCGGGUAAGUCGGAAAUAUAGCUUUUGCGCUUUUUACAUUACAGGUAUUGUAUCUAGUUUAACACUCUUAUUCCUUGAGUACUUUCAACUUUAUUUGAGUAGUAUAAUAAUAAGUACCUCUUGUUCUGAACAAGUUUUAAAAAAUACAUUAUGGCCAUAUGAUUUAUUACCUUUAGUGGCCUUUCUUAUUCAUUGUACUGUGCGGUUGUGGGAGUGUUUAUUUGUUCAUCGAUUUCGAAAUGGAAAAGGUGAUUCAGUAACAUUAUUUGCUGCUUUUGCAGGGUGUUCCUUUUACGUAUUUGCGGCCAAUUCCAGUAGUGCUAUUAUUUUUCGUGCUGUACAAAUUGAAUGGUUAUCCUCUCAUGAAUGUAAAGGAUUCGAGUUAUCUGGAAACGUCUAUGAUUUUAAGUUUUCUGUUAUGAUUAUUGUAAUUUGUUUUGUUCUUCAUUUAAUUCUUCAGGGAGUGCAGGUGCUUCAUCAUCGUAUUUUGGCAAAAUUACGUAAUGAAUCUUCUACUUUAAUCAAAUCUCAUGAAAAGAAUGUCAUAAUGAAGCAUGAAAAAGUAAUACAUAAUAAAGAUAUGCUUAACCAAGAAAGAAAAGGUACAUCAGGUUCUAUGUAUCAUUUUCCCUAUACGUCUCUUUUUGUUUACGUACUGGAACCACAUUACACAUGUGAGAUUGUAAUGUAUCUUGUUAACACUAUUAGUAUAUGGAGUCUACUCUAUCCUAGCACACCUCUGUUAUUAAUGACAGCAUGUGAAGGGGAAGGGGAUUGUCAUGUUUCGCUAAUGUUAUUAUUGGUUUUUAUUUCUCUUUUGUUAAAUUAUGUGGCUCCUCUAGGCGUACUAUUGUUCUCACUAUGCAAUCUUGCUAUCACCGCCUCUGAACACCGUCGUUUUUGGAAUCAUGUGAAUAGGGAGCGGGAGAAGAAGGAACAGCUCCCUCGAUGGGAUUUAUUCUAUCUUCUUUGGUGA